Stegastes partitus (bicolor damselfish) is the source of this 2880-nucleotide messenger RNA. Its product is annotated as ephrin type-A receptor 7. Gene Ontology annotation, cellular component: plasma membrane; dendrite. NCBI's taxonomy places the organism in Eukaryota, Metazoa, Chordata, Actinopteri, Pomacentridae. The transcript is spliced from 16 exons. Gene Ontology annotation, biological process: axon guidance; ephrin receptor signaling pathway; protein phosphorylation. Gene Ontology annotation, molecular function: transmembrane-ephrin receptor activity; protein binding; ATP binding. The record is from RefSeq and is a predicted model, not a curated record. Bases 1 to 2880 code for a protein of 959 amino acids.
AUGGAGCCCACGCAGCAGAACAACUGGCUGCAGACCGGCUGGGUGGCGCGCCGCGGCGGCCAGCGCAUCUUCGUGGAGCUGCAGUUCACGCUGCGCGACUGCAACAGCAUCCCCGGCGUGGCGGGGACCUGCAAGGAGACCUUCAACCUGCUGUACGUGGAGUCGGACCGGGACCUGGGCGGCGUGACCCGGGAGGACCGCUACACCAAGAUCGACACCAUCGCCGCCGACGAGAGCUUCACGCAGGGCGACCUCGGCGAGAGGAAGAUGAAGCUGAACACGGAGGUGCGCGAGAUCGGACACCUGAACCGGAAGGGCUUCCACCUGGCCUUCCAGGACGUGGGCGCCUGCGUGGCGCUGGUGGCCGUCCGGGUUUACUACAAGCGCUGCCUGGCCACCGUGCAGAACCUGGCCGUGUUCCCCGACACGGUGGCCGAGGCCGCCUUCGCCACGCUGGUGGAGGUGCGCGGCGCCUGCGUCAACAACUCGGAGGUGGACACGGACAGCCCUCCCAGGAUGCACUGCAGCGCCGAGGGCGAGUGGCUGGUGCCCAUCGGGAAGUGCAGCUGCAGCGCCGGCUACGAGGAAGGACACAGCAGCUGUGAAGCGUGUCCUCCUGGUUCGUACAAGAUGUCCUCCAGGCAGCAGGAGUGUUUUCCCUGCCCGGCCAACAGCGUGGCCGAGGAGGAGGGCUCGGUGGUGUGCAUGUGUGAGGAGGACCACUUCAGGACUCCCCUGGACAAUCCCUCGGCUCCCUGCACACGGCCUCCCUCGCCGCCCAGAGACCUGGUCUACACCCUGAAGCAGUCCACGCUGAUCCUGGAGUGGUCGGCGCCGUCGGACUCGGGCGGCCGGGUGGACCUGACCUACAGCGUGGGCUGCCGGCGCUGCGUGGGCCGGCAGUGCGAGCCGUGCGGGGCCAGCGUGGGCUUCGUGCCGCAGCAGGUGGGCCUGACGGAGAGGACGGUGACGGUGGUCAACCUGCUGCCCAACACCAACUACACCUUCACCGUGGAGGCCCUGAAUGGGGUGUCGGAGCUGCUGCCCAGCAAGAGGUUCUACACGCAGGUCAACGUGUCCACGAGUCUGCCCGCUCCGUCUCUGAUCAGCGAGCUGCGAGCCGAGAAGAUCGAGCAGAAGAGCAUCACGCUGGUGUGGAGGGAGCCGUCGUACCCCAACAGCAGCCGCACCGAGUACGAAGUCAAGUACUACGAGAAGGAGCAGAAGGACCAGAGCUACUCCACGGUGAAGACCGCCGCCACUCGCAUCAGCGUCAACAACCUGAAGCCUGGAACCACCUACGUCUUCCUGAUCCGGCCCUUCUCCACGCCGGCGCCCUCCUCGUCCUUGUCUUCCUCCCAGCUCUCCUCCUCCUCCUCUUCUACUUCCUCCUCCUCCUCGGCCUCGUCGCUGUCCUCCUCCUCCUCCUCGGCCUCCUCAUCGUCCUCCUCGCCGCCGCCCAUCGACUACGGAGCGUUCAGUUCGCCGCUGGAGCUGCAGACGCUGGGCGAGCUGGCGCUGGCGUCCAGCGAGCAGAGCCCGGUGGUGAUCAUCGUGGUGGUGUCGGUGGCCGCCCUCAUCAUGCUGCUGUCGAUGGGCGUCGGGCUGCUCAUCUGGAGGAGACAAUGCGGCUACAGCAAGGCGUCCCAGGAGGGCGACGAGGAGCUCUACUUCCAGUUUAAGAUCCCGACUCGGAGGACCUACAUCGACCCGGAGACCUGCGAGGACCUGCUGCAGGCCGUGCACGCCUUCGCCAAGGAGCUCGACAACUCCAGCAUCAAGAUCGAGAGGAUCGUGCACACAGGCGACUUCGGGGAGGUGUGUCGCGGCUGCCUCAAGCUGCCCAGUAAGAGGGAGCUGCCGGUGGCCAUCAAGACGCUGAGGGCCGGAUGCUCCGACAAACAGCGGCGCUCCUUCCUCAGCGAGGCGGGAAUCCUGGGACAGUUCGACCACGCCAACAUCAUCCGGCUGGAGGGCGUCAUCACCACCGGCAACACCAUGAUGAUCAUCGUGGAGAGCAUGUCCAACGGAGCCUUAGACUCCUUCCUCCGGAAACACGAAGGGCAGCUGAGCGUGAUGCAGCUGAUGGACAUGCUGACCGGCGUGGCGUCGGGGAUGAAGUACCUCACCGAGAUGGGCUUCGUGCACAAACGUCUGGCUGCGCACAAGGUGCUGGUUAACUCCAACCUGGGCUGCAAAGUGUCCGGAUUCAGACCUCUGCAGGAGGACAAGAUCGAGGCCAUUUACACCACGCUGCACGGAGGGAAGAGCGUGGUUCUGUGGACCGCCCCCGAGGCCAUCCAGUACCACCGCUUCUCCUCGGCCUCCGACGUCUGGAGCUUCGGCAUCGUCAUGUGGGAGGUGAUGUCCUACGGAGAGAGGCCCUACUGGGACAUGGGCAACCAGGACGUGAUCAAGGCCAUCGAGGACGGCUUCAGGCUGCCGGCGCCGGUCAACUGUCCUCCUCACCUCCACCAGCUGAUGCUGGACUGCUGGCAGAAGGAGCGGACGGAGCGGCCCAGCUUCAGCCAGAUCCACUCGGCCCUCAGCAAGAGCAUCCGGUCGCCCGACGGCAUCGGCUCGUCCACGUUAGCGCGCAGAACCCUGAGCUCGUCCAUCACGCUGGCCGAGCGGCCGCUGCCCUCCUUCCCCUCCUUCAGCUCGGUGGGCGAGUGGCUGGACGCCGUGGACAUGGGCCGCUACAAGGACAACUUCACCGCCGCCGGAUACUGCUACCUGGAGUCGGUGGCCCGGAUGACCGUCCAGGACGUGCUGAGCCUCGGCAUCACCUCUCUGGACCACCAGAAGCUGAUCCUGGCCGCCAUCCAGACCCUGAGGGCGCAGGUCAUCCAGAUGCACGGCCGCGGCGUGCAGGUCUGA